AUGUCGUCCGACAUGACCACGCUCAAGGGUGAGCCCUUUGAUCGGGCUGCACUCGAGUCCUUGGUCAAGCGCCGUCACUUCUUCCUGCCCGCCUUUGGCAUAUACGGUGGUGUCGCCGGUCUCUACGAUUAUGGCCCUGCCGGUACUGCGCUCACAGACAACAUUGUCGAUGUAUGGAAGCGACACUUUGUGCUUGAGGAGGACAUGCUGCAGGUCGACUGCACCAUGCUCACUCCCCACGAAGUGCUCAAGACCUCCGGCCACGUCGACAAAUUCGCCGACUGGAUGUGCAAGGACCCAAAGACAGGCGAAAUCUUCCGUGCAGACCAUCUCGUUGAAGAGGUGUUGGAGGCAAGACUAAAGGGUGACAAGGAGGCUCGUGGGCAGAAGCUCGAGCCCGAGGUGGAUGACCCUAAGAAGAAGAAGAAGAAGAAGGUCAAGAAUAUUGCCGCUGUCAAGCUGGACGAUGCCGUGGUGCAGGAGAUUGAGGAGGUGCUUGCACAGAUUGACAACUACAACGGCGAAGAGCUCGGCCAGCUCAUCAAGAAGUACGACAUCAGGAACCCCGCCAACAACGGCGAACUACAGCCCCCGGUUGCCUUCAAUCUCAUGUUCCAAACCUCAAUCGGACCCUCCUCCAACAUGCCCGCAUACCUACGCCCAGAGACCGCCCAGGGCCAAUUUGUAAACUUCCAAAACCUCCUCGAGGACAAUCAGCAACAAAUGCCCUUCGCAUCAGCUUCGAUUGGCAAGUCCUUCCGUAACGAAAUCUCUCCCCGAUCUGGUCUGCUACGUGUACGCGAGUUUCUCAUGGCUGAGAUUGAGCACUUCGUCGAUCCCGAAGGUGGCAAGAAACACCCUCGCUUUGGAGAGGUCAAGGACGUAGAACUUGAGCUGCUGAACCGGGAGACUCAGCUGGCUGGAAAGACUACAGUAGAGACUACCAAGAUUGGCAAGGCCGUCGAGACUGGUCUCGUGGACAAUGAGACGCUUGGUUACUUCCUGGCUCGCAUUCAACUAUUCCUUCUGAAGAUUGGCAUCGACCCAAAGAAGAUUCGAUUCAGGCAGCACAUGGCCAAUGAGAUGGCGCAUUACGCAGCAGACUGCUGGGAUGCUGAGUUGCUCACGUCGUAUGGCUGGAUAGAGUGUGUGGGUUGCGCCGAUCGUAGCGCCUACGAUCUGACGGUUCACAUGAAGAAGACGGGUGCUCCUCUCUUUGUUCGCGAGCCAAGAAAAGAGCCCCUCAAGAUUGAAGAGUGGCAAUAUGACCUUGACAAGAAGAGCUUUGGACAAAAGUUCAAGAAGGAUGGAAAGGCGGUGGAAGCUGCCAUUGAUGCUCUGACCCAGGAUUUGCGGGAGAAGCUGUCGUUAGAUCUCGAGAAGGAGGGCAAGGUCGUCCUUGAUGUACCUGGUGUUGGUGACGGUAAGGUGGAGGUACCCAAAGAGCUCAUCAAACUUGAGAAGCGCACAAGAGUCGAGAAUGUCCGGGAAUACACGCCAAACGUUAUUGAACCAUCUUUUGGUAUUGGACGCAUAUUCUAUGCUCUCUGUGAACACGUAUACUGGACUCGCGAGCAGGACAAGGCUCGUGGCGUUCUUUCCUUCCCACCAGCGGUGGCGCCCACCAAGGUCCUCAUCGUACCACUCAGCUCUCACCCAGACUUUUCACCCUUUGUACAGACUCUACGUAGCAAACUAAGGAGCAUUGGCAUUUCUAGUCGUAUCGAUGCAUCCGGUGCUUCUAUUGGCAAGCGAUACUCGCGUAAUGACGAGCUUGGCACACCCUUGGGCAUCACCGUGGAUUUCCAGUCUGUCAAGGAUAACACAUUCACGCUACGAGACCGUGAUUCCACAGAGCAGGUCCGAGCCAGCAUAGAUGAAAUCAUUGCAGCGAUCUCGAACAUUGUCAAUGGUUCAGAAAAGUGGUCAGAUGUUGCUGCGCGUCUUCCGAAGUUUGAAGGCCAGGAGGUAGAUUAG
Messenger RNA from Plenodomus lingam JN3, 1977 nucleotides. It is a transcript of the gene GRS1, whose product is annotated as Glycine--tRNA ligase 1, mitochondrial. NCBI's taxonomy places the organism in Eukaryota, Fungi, Ascomycota, Dothideomycetes, Pleosporales, Leptosphaeriaceae. Gene Ontology annotation, cellular component: mitochondrion; cytoplasm. Gene Ontology annotation, biological process: mitochondrial glycyl-tRNA aminoacylation. The record is from RefSeq and is a predicted model, not a curated record. Gene Ontology annotation, molecular function: ATP binding; glycine-tRNA ligase activity.